CCGCGAUUACUAUUGAUUUACAGUUUUACACCACUUCGUCUUCUCUUCUUUUGAAAUUCCGGGGUUCUGCAGCUUCUGCUGUUUAGGGUUUUACUGCUGAUACAGCGUUUCCGCACUUGAGUUUGGUGUCAAACAUGUUAAACAUCAAGAACACUAUUCUGAGGCAUGUGAGAGUGGAGAACUCAACACAGUUCUUGUCUAUGGUAGAAAAUGGAGGUAUUCUUAACAAAUUGGGAAGGAAUAUGUGUGUAUCAUCUGCACAUAACAGCUCGGAUAAACUCAUGGAUCGAGUGAUUGGAAUGGUUAAGAAAUUUGGGGGAAUUGAUUCAGCCAUGGUUACAGAGACAGCUAGUUUCCAAAAAGACUUGAGCCUUGACAGUUUAGAUAGGACAGAACUUGUUAUGGCUUUUGAGCAAGAAUUUUCAAUUGAAAUUCCCGAUGAGGUAGCGGACAAACUCAAUUGUUGUGCAGAUGUAGCCAAGUACAUAGAAUCUACAGCUGAGAAGAAGAUCAAAGAGAAUUGAGCUGAUCAGAAUUGUACUUCUUGUGUUUUGUUCCUAAACAACUUGAGAUUGUCAAGUUCUUUGCUAUUUUGUGCAUGAUAGGUGUUGUGAAUGUUGGGGAAAUAGAAAACAUCUUGAUAAGUUCAGUGAUACUGAUAUUUGUACUACCCGUUUUUCAUAUUAUAUGUGGAGGGAACAAGGAUAAGAAGAUUUACAAAUAGGGUUGUUGAUCAAUCUGCAACAAACUCACCAUCACUGUAUAACAAUGCAUAUUGGUGUAUUUAAUGGUAGUAUAUCUACACAUCUGGCACA
Messenger RNA from Papaver somniferum (opium poppy), 815 nucleotides. RefSeq names its product acyl carrier protein-like. Lineage: Eukaryota; Viridiplantae; Streptophyta; Magnoliopsida; Ranunculales; Papaveraceae. The record is from RefSeq and is a predicted model, not a curated record. Gene Ontology annotation, biological process: fatty acid biosynthetic process. Gene Ontology annotation, molecular function: acyl carrier activity; acyl binding. The transcript has 3 exons. Gene Ontology annotation, cellular component: mitochondrion. Bases 135 to 524 code for a protein of 129 amino acids.